Molecule: messenger RNA, 375 nt
Organism: Rhodofomes roseus
Lineage: Eukaryota; Fungi; Basidiomycota; Agaricomycetes; Polyporales; Fomitopsidaceae
Exons: 2
Coding region: 1-375 (124 amino acids)
Source: RefSeq, a predicted model, not a curated record
AUGCCUGCCCUCUCAAAGCGUAAAUCUCUCCCCGGAGGCUCUGAGGACGGGGGCGGUGGUGAGCAAGAAGUGGGGCAACCGGCCAAGAAGGCGAAAUGUGGCGGAAAGCCUGAUCCCAAACCGGUCAUUCACAAGCCAGCGCUCCUAGCGCUGUUCAAGCACGUCGAACCCAUGUUCCAGCUGACCCACAAAAUUCUGGGACGCCGCCUUAAAGUCACGCAGAAUGAAAUCGAAGUGCUCCAGUUGCAAGCCAAGGCGCGUAGUUGCACCUGUGGCGCCCCAAGUGCUGGCACUCUGCCGAGUGAAGGACCGGGGCUGGCGGCUGCUGGGCUGCCACUGCGUCGUAAGGCUUCUUUUGCUGCGCCUGUGGGCUAA